Messenger RNA from Cordyceps fumosorosea ARSEF 2679, 1263 nucleotides. Its product is annotated as COP9 signalosome subunit CsnD. The record is from RefSeq and is a predicted model, not a curated record. Gene Ontology annotation, cellular component: cytosol; COP9 signalosome. Lineage: Eukaryota; Fungi; Ascomycota; Sordariomycetes; Hypocreales; Cordycipitaceae. The coding region runs from base 1 to 1263 and encodes 420 amino acids. The transcript has 2 exons.
AUGGCACCCAGUGCCCGGGUCGCCGAUGCUAUCGCCCGAACUGAGGCCAGCAAUGCCACCGACAAAACGCCCCUUUACGAGCAGAUCCUUGCCGACAUCCAGGCGCACGCGGCGUCGUCUCCCGCCACCGCCGACGACCUCAACGCCGUCGCCGACUCCCUCUUCGGAAACGCCCUCGGCGUCGUGUCCACGCGCGCCGUCCUCGCCGCCUUCGUCACCACCCUCAACUCCCUCGCCGACGACGCGCUCUCCCUCGCGGCCGGCGGCCAUGCGCUCGUCCUCCUCUCCGCGCAGCCGCCCUCUUCCUUUGCCGACGCCGCCGCCGACCUGGGCGCGCUCGUUGCCGACGCGCACGAAGCCGACGAGGACUUCCUCGCCGCCGCCCGCGCCCUAGCCGCCAUCCCGCUCGACGGCCCCCAGCGAAAGGUCGACGACGCGGAGCGCGCGCGCGUGUGGGUGCGCAUCGUCCGCAACUACCUCGAGGUCGGCGACGCCGCCGCGGCGGAGACGCACCUGAACAAAUUGCGGGCGGUCGCCCAGCCCGGCCUUCUGCGGGCAGACCCGGAGCUCGCGCUGCACUUUGCGCUCUCGCAGGCGCGCGUGCAGGACGCCAAGCGAGACUUCCUGGGCGCCGCGACGCGGUACCACGAGGUCAGCCUGUCGCCGACAGUCGCAGAGGAGGAGCGCCUGCGCACGCUCGGCGCCGCGGCGCGGUGCGCAGUGCUCGCACCCGCAGGGCCCGCACGCAGCCGAGCCCUCGGACGGCUGUACAAGGACGAUCGGGCGCCGCAGCUGCCCGAGUUCAGCAUCCUAGAAAACAUGUUCCUGGACCGGCUGCUGGCGCCGGCCGAGGUGGACGCGUUUGCGCGCUCGCUGCCGCCGCACCAGCUCGCCACCACCGCUGACGGUACCACGGUUCUUGCUCGCGCUGUUAUUGAGCACAACCUCCGCGCUGCCUCGCGCUUGUACGACAACAUCCGCUUCGACGCGCUCGGCACGCUGCUGGGUGGUCUGGAUGCUGACGCGGCCGAGCUCACCACCGCUCGCAUGAUUGAGCAGGGCCGUCUCGUUGGCCGAAUAGACCAGCUUACCGGAUUUGUCUACUUUUCGGGAGACGGAGAGGGCGUCGCUGGAGAGACGGUCAACGUGCGGACGCGUCAGUGGGACGCCAACGUCGAGAGCCUCGCCCAGCAGGUUGAGCAAGUCACCAACGCGCUACAAAAGGAGUUUCCGGAUUUUGUUGCUGCUCAUUUGGCGGUUUAG